UAAGGACGGAGGACUUCUGCGGAACCCAGGUGAGAAAGGCCCACCUGAGUCUUGGGUGAGUGUCUCCCCGGGUUCUUUGGGGCCAGAGGAAUCUUGAAACCAUGUAUCACCCACAUAUGCUUUGAGACAUUCUUUAGAUUUCUUCCUGGAAGCCCUACAACUACCCUAAAAUUGAAUGUAUUGUAGAACAGACGUAUGGCCAAUGGUGGCAGAGUCUGCAUAGAACUAUGCUUCGUGGUGUUCUGGGAAAAACCUUCCGACUUGUUGGCUAUACUAUUCAGUAUGGCUGUAUAGCCCAUUGUGCUUUUGAAUACGUUGGUGGUGUUGUAAUGUGUUCUGGACCAUCAAUGGAGCCAACAAUUCAAAAUUCAGAUAUUGUCUUUGCAGAAAAUGUUAGCCGACAUUUUUAUGGUAUCCAAAGAGGUGACAUUGUGAUUGCAAAAAGCCCGAGUGAUCCAAAAUCAAAUAUUUGUAAAAGAGUAAUUGGUUUGGAAGGAGACAAAAUCCUCACCACUAGUCCAUCAGAUUUCUUUAAAAGCCAUAUUUAUGUGCCAACAGGUCAUGUUUGGUUAGAAGGUGAUAAUUUACAGAAUUCUACAGAUUCCAGGUAUUAUGGACCUAUUCCAUAUGGACUUAUAAGAGGACGAAUCUUCUUUAAGAUCUGGCCUCUGAGUGAUUUUGGAUUUCUACGAGACAGCCCAAAUGGCCACAGAUUUUCUGAUGAUUAGCAAGCAUUAUUACUUUUAACUUGAUUAUUGUUUCCUGUUCAAGUGAAUUUAUUACUGCAGUUGAAACCAUGUACUUAACCAAUAAACUAUUUGCUGUUCAGUUUUAGUUAUUUGUUAAAUGUAAAGAAAAGCAAUCCAUUCUGCAAACUCUUGUUCAAAAUAUUUUUGUGUAAAAAUAAGUAUAACCCAAGAUCAGUGUUUCAUCUAAAUUUUAUGUUAUAUAUAAAAUAUUUGCAGGGGGACCUGAAUGACUAUACUUCACUUGCAAAUUUUUUGUCUUAUAUAAGUGAAAAUAAUCUACUCUUCUUGAAAGUGCCUUAUACUUCAGCUAUAGUAACUAUUCUUAUUUAUAAAAUAAGUUUAAUCUGCAACAUUAGAAGUUCAUUCUAAGUAAAAAGCUUCUAAGUUAUAUGCUUGACUCACUCCUUUGAA
Messenger RNA from Urocitellus parryii (Arctic ground squirrel), 1160 nucleotides. RefSeq names its product inner mitochondrial membrane peptidase subunit 1 (gene Immp1l). The record is from RefSeq and is a predicted model, not a curated record. Gene Ontology annotation, cellular component: mitochondrial inner membrane peptidase complex; membrane. Gene Ontology annotation, molecular function: serine-type endopeptidase activity. Lineage: Eukaryota; Metazoa; Chordata; Mammalia; Rodentia; Sciuridae.